This is a messenger RNA of Myotis myotis, 4558 nucleotides long. It is a transcript of the gene ZDHHC9, whose product is annotated as zinc finger DHHC-type palmitoyltransferase 9. Gene Ontology annotation, biological process: peptidyl-L-cysteine S-palmitoylation; protein targeting to membrane. The coding region runs from base 334 to 1455 and encodes 373 amino acids. Gene Ontology annotation, cellular component: Golgi apparatus; endoplasmic reticulum. The transcript is spliced from 10 exons. Gene Ontology annotation, molecular function: protein-cysteine S-palmitoyltransferase activity. NCBI's taxonomy places the organism in Eukaryota, Metazoa, Chordata, Mammalia, Chiroptera, Vespertilionidae. The record is from RefSeq and is a predicted model, not a curated record.
AGGAGCGUUCCAUUCGGCCAGCAGUAGGCGGCUGCCACAGCUGUUUUAGGGCCCCCAUCAUAGGGGCUCCUUGUCUGGAGGAGGCAGCCUCCGGGCUUGGGAGGAGAAGUCGCUGCCAUCUCGGGCGGCCGACGCGGUCCCCUGAGACAGUCCACUUCCUGCCCUCAGUCUCGGGCCGAGUUUGGGCUCCCAGGUUCAGGGUUAGAAGUUGGACUUUUGAUGAUGUUUGACCCAGCGGCAGCAAUAGCAGGCAACGUGAUUUUAAAGUUGAGCUCAGCUUCUGUUUUUUCCAUCUUGUAAUCACAAAAAGCAUCUGGACCAGGAAUUCCAAUCAUGUCUGUGAUGGUGGUGAGAAAGAAGGUGACACGGAAGUGGGAGAAACUCCCAGGCAGGAACACCUUCUGCUGCGAUGGCCGUGUCAUGAUGGCCCGGCAAAAGGGCAUCUUCUACUUGACCCUUUUCCUCAUCCUGGGGACAUGUACACUCUUCUUUGCCUUCGAAUGCCGUUACUUGGCUGUCCAGCUAUCUCCUGCCAUCCCUGUGUUUGCUGCCAUGCUCUUCCUUUUCUCCAUGGCUACACUGUUGAGGACCAGCUUCAGUGACCCUGGAGUGAUCCCUCGAGCCCUACCAGAUGAAGCAGCUUUCAUAGAAAUGGAGAUAGAAGCUACCAAUGGUGCGGUGCCCCAGGGCCAACGACCACCCCCUCGUAUCAAGAAUUUCCAGAUUAACAACCAGAUUGUAAAGCUGAAAUACUGUUAUACGUGCAAGAUCUUCCGGCCUCCCCGGGCCUCCCAUUGCAGCAUCUGUGACAACUGUGUGGAGCGCUUCGACCAUCACUGCCCCUGGGUGGGGAAUUGUGUUGGAAAGAGGAACUACCGCUACUUCUACCUCUUCAUCCUUUCUCUCUCCCUCCUCACCAUCUAUGUCUUCGCCUUCAAUAUCGUCUAUGUGGCCCUCAAAUCCUUGAAAAUUGGCUUCCUGGAGACGUUGAAAGAAACUCCUGGAACUGUUCUAGAAGUACUCAUUUGUUUCUUCACACUCUGGUCCGUCGUGGGACUAACUGGAUUUCACACUUUCCUUGUGGCUCUCAACCAGACAACCAAUGAAGACAUCAAAGGCUCAUGGACAGGGAAGAAUCGAGUCCAGAAUCCCUACAGCCAUGGCAACAUUGUGAAGAACUGCUGUGAAGUGCUGUGUGGCCCCUUGCCCCCCAGUGUGCUGGAUAGAAGAGGUAUUUUACCACUGGAGGAAAGUGGAAGUCGACCUCCUAGCACUCAAGAGACCAGUAGUAGCCUGUUGCCACAGAGCCCAGUAAGUGUUCCCGACUUCAAGACAUUAAGGGCCCUAACAGAACAUCUGAGCUCAAAUGAGAUGCCGGAGGACAGCACUCCUGAAGAGAUGCCACCCCCGGAACCUCCAGAGCCACCACAGGAGGUGGCUGAAGCUGACAAGUAGCCCAUCUAAGGAAGAGACUUUUGUUUGUGUUUAAUUAGGGCUGUGAGAGAUUUAAGGGGAGAAGAUAAGCCUGAGACAGAGAACAAGUAAGCUAUUUUUCUUUGGUCUUUAUUCAGCCAAUUGCACACUGGCAUUUUCUUGCUGCAAAUUUUUUUUUUCCCUGGACUCAAGGCAGUCACAGAAGAUGUCAGUAACCUCUGGUAACUGGACAAAUGGGUCUCUUGGGCCCCCGCACUGGUUUUCCAUGGAGUCUCCUUGGACUCCCCUUUCUUCCCUCCAGAUCUUAGCUCUCCUGCUUGGUGUGGUUGGCCCAUUUGUGGGGUUAAAGGUUCUUGAGACUGGCUCAGAUCAUCUCCAGCUGCUGCAUGGCAAGAGUCUAGAGGUGAUCACAGAGAACUCUGGCUAGGGAAUCCUAACUGGAUUCUUGAGGCUUCAUAAUUGAAGAGGAUGGAGAGUGGGGUUAGAGGAUUCUCCUGGCUACAAAGUGCCAACAUUGCCCACAAAUCCUUUCAGGAACGGGGCAGGUAGCUUCCACUUGUUGUAUUUAUUCAUGUAGUUUCUCCUUUGUCCCCCAUCCACUUUCUAACCCCCAAGCCCCACUCUUUUCCAAUUAGAGAUAUGUAAAUAGUUGCAGUAUAGAUAACAAUUUACAUGUCUUAUAGAUUACCCGGAAACUUUUUAAUACCCGUGCCAUUCUCAUUAAGAAUUCAUGAGAUGCCAACGGCAUCACCCCUUGCACUCUCUGUCUCUUAUCUCCUCCUUUCUCACUAGUCCCAUUUAAUUUGUUUUCCUUCUGACUCUUGCUCUUUUAGGAGCAGGAAUGGCAGUAAUAAAAGUCUGCACUUUGGCGAUUCCUCUCCUCAGAAUAAGCCCGAGUGCUCACUUAAACACUACACCCCCCAGACUCCCUGUGUGAGGCCUGCAGAGGCCCUGAAUGCACAAAUGGGGAAACCAAGGCACAGAGAGGAUCUCCUCUCCUCUCCUUCCUUCCCCUCCCCUCCUCUCCUUCUCCUAUGUUCCCUCAAAAAAGAAAAAGUAAAAAAAGACAGCUAGUACUUCCAGUAGGCCUCAGCUGAGUGAGGAGGGAAAGCCCAGCACUGCUGCCCUCCCGAGUGACCCACUCCAAGGCCUUGGCCCAUCUCGGGCUUGAUAACCACACCAGGGGCUUCCGCCAGCCUCGCUCUUCCAGCACUUCCACCGGCAGAGUCCCAGAGCCACUUCACCCCUGGGUGCGGGCUGUGACCGCCCCCCCACCCCCCAGUCAGCUCUGCUCAGGACCUGCUCUAUUUCAGGGAAGAAGAUUUAUGUAUUAUAUGUGGCUAUAUUUCCUAAAGCACCUGUGUUUUUCUCUUUCUAAGCCAGGGUCCUGUCUGGAUGACUUACGGGGAGGGGGACGUGUAAAUCAGAACUUUUAAUCUAUUUGAAAGUGAUUAAACUGUGUCUAAUGCAAACUGCCUGCCUCCUCCUUCCCCUUUCCAUUUCAAGAAUCAUCAUGGGGGCGUGAGUGUCUUUGUGUAGUAGGGUGGGAUUGGGGUGGGGGUAGAAGGGGUUGCUAGUUCCAUUUUCUGGGGGACCCUUCAGUGGGAGAGACAGCUCCCAAACUCUCCAUUGAUUUCUACUACAUUCUGGGCCAAAGCUCACCUUAUUCUGGACUCUAAAGAAAGGGCUUUCAAGGCAUUAUACAAUGUUAGCAAGAUGGGGAGGGUUGGGGGUAUAUUCACUUAAGAGAGCAAGUUCUUUAUUGAGAUGUUGUGUUAAUGCAGAUGAAUGCCGUUAAUUGUAAAUGAGCCUUGGUUAUUAAAGGAGGCACAUCAGCACCUCUCCUGGGAAAUACUUCGUUAGUGAUCUUUUGCAAGUGAUGGUAUAUAUUUCAUUUUAAGUGGUCUAUAAUCAAGACUCCUUGCCAAUUCCUAUCUUACUCUUUCCAGUUAAUCAGAAUGAAUGAAAUUUGGCUGCUUCCAGAUUUUUCUCUAUGUCUUUCUAUUUUCCUUAUACCAGGAUUUGAGUUGAGAGGGAGGGAGGGGGGGAGAGAGAGAGAGAGAGAGAGAGAGAGAGAGAGAGAGAGAGAGAGAGAGAGAGAGAGACUCGGGCUCUUCUCUUCUCUGCCUCUACUUUACCAUUCUCUUUCUGGCUCUCUCUGUCCUUAUAGUUACAUUUUAGUUAGUUCAAAAAAACGCCAACCCUGGAGAGUUUGGAAGCUAUUAGAUUUUUCCAGUUAACCUACCACUCAGAUGAAUCUCUUUUGAGUCAGUUCUGAGCCCACCCUGUCUCAGCCCAUCUUCUCUCCCGGACUAGGACGGAUUUCUCUCCUCCCUUAACUUACCUCAACCACUCUUCUGCUGACCCUUAUGUCAGUCAGAGGAGCUUUCUCUUUCUAAGGUGAAGGGUCAACAUGGAAAUCUCCUAUCUCUUGUAUAAAAUAAUAUAUUUUAGCUUUCUGCUUUUUCAUGCUUCCUGCCCUCUUUCUUUACCUAUAUAAAUCUUCUGUAUUUAAGACCUUGGCCUGAAGAUCUAUUCCAUUCGUACCAUGCACCAUCUGGGACUGUCCUUCAUUUGAGUUCUGAUCAGAGGGGAGAUUGAAGAAUUGGUCUUUUUAAAUGGCUUGCAUUAUUUCCCUCUCUUCCUUUCCUUUGCAUGCCUUCAGUUUCCUAUGCACCCCACUUCCCCAUGUGAGGAUGGUUGGUCCAGGUCCAAAAGCUUUGGGGGUUGGUGGGGUUUGGCUAUUUGGGGCCAUUUCUUCAUGUCCAUUUGGCUCUGGGGCCCUCCUUGCCCUAGCAGAAGGCAUACGCUCUCCCUUUGCUUGUUUCCCCAGGGGCAAGUGGUGGGCUCUAAUUCUAUAGCAGCUAAAUUCCAUUCUUCCUGUGCUAACCUACCUGCCUUUAUCCCAAGGGCCCUUUUCCUACUGACCAAAUUGCUUUACCUUUUUGGGGAAAGAAAAAGUAUUUUGUUUUUAAAUCUAUUUUCUAACUUAAAUGCAAUUUAAUAUGUAAAUCUCUGCAUUUGUGUGUGAACCUACAAAUAUGUAUGUGUGGUGGUUUUUUCACUCUCUGGUAUUUCUUAAUAAAGAACCCUUUCUUUUCGGGGAAAGCCAAUUAAUGAAGAA